This is a messenger RNA of Cylicostephanus goldi, 450 nucleotides long. The record is from the annotation of a GenBank genome assembly. NCBI's taxonomy places the organism in Eukaryota, Metazoa, Nematoda, Chromadorea, Rhabditida, Strongylidae.
AUGCUCAUUUGUAAGCAGUCAGCUCGCACUAUCUGCGAUAUUCCAAGUUGUUUAUGGCAUAAUUAUCUUUUGAGAGGAGCUCAUGAAGUCAGCCCUGAUGCGGAUGAUCUGGAGGUACUUGAGCUAUUGAAUAAUCGCAAAUCUCGCCAUCAAGGGCGACUAACUCCACGCGGUCUUGAAACAGAUGAUCACUCUGCUGUUGAUAUGGAUAUGUCUCGUCCAUCUUCUUCAGCGGUUCCAUCUCAUCGUACUCGAAAUGGGCAUCUACAUUUACAACCAGAGGAUCUUACGAUGUCUGAUGACGAUGAAUCAUAUCCAAUACAUGAUCAAGAUGAUAUCGAAUGCUCAGAUAGAAAUAUGCUUCGUAACAAUCUUCCGCUGAUACCUACAGAAUGUGGAAGUGUCACUGAAGCUCUUCAUAAUUUCGUCGUUGUUUUUGAAUCUAGGUAG